Cyprinus carpio (common carp) is the source of this 3125-nucleotide messenger RNA. RefSeq names its product solute carrier family 11 member 2 (gene slc11a2). Gene Ontology annotation, biological process: metal ion transport. NCBI's taxonomy places the organism in Eukaryota, Metazoa, Chordata, Actinopteri, Cypriniformes, Cyprinidae. Gene Ontology annotation, molecular function: manganese ion transmembrane transporter activity; cadmium ion transmembrane transporter activity; iron ion transmembrane transporter activity. The record is from RefSeq and is a predicted model, not a curated record. Gene Ontology annotation, cellular component: plasma membrane.
CAGCGUCAGACUGACACGUGACUCUCCAGCGCUCAGGACUCUUAUUAUGAAACGCGCCGCCGCUGUCACCUUCGCCGUCCUCAUGGCUGGAGAUUACAGCAGAUCCUCAGUUCAUUAACCGAGGAUCUUCAUCGGGCAGCGCAUCCUCAUCCUCAGAUUAAAGCGGCGAGGUCACAAGCACUUCCUCCAUUUCCCAGAAUCCUUCACUGCAGAUCGGUUGAAGCUGUGAAGUACAGUACGGUGCUGGUCUUCAUCUGGCUUUGGAUUACUGGUCUUCUCUUGGGUUUGUCUACUCGCAGACGCACUCGUGGAGCUCAUGAAGACUGAGCGGGAUGGGAACGCUGCGCUGGAGGAGAGCAGCUCGCAGGAGCCUGAGCUCUACAGCCCUGCGUCUCCCGGCCCGCAGCGGGAGCCCAUCUCCACAUACUUCGAGGAGAAGGUUCCCAUCCCUGAGGAUGACUUGACUAAGCUGUUUAGCUUUCGUAAACUCUGGGCCUUCACUGGGCCGGGCUUCCUGAUGAGCAUCGCCUAUCUGGACCCGGGGAACAUAGAGUCGGACCUUCAGUCUGGGGCUAGAGCGGGCUUCAAGCUGCUGUGGGUUCUGCUGGGGGCCACCAUCAUCGGGCUGCUGCUGCAGCGUCUGGCCGCUCGUCUCGGUGUGGUGACCGGGAUGCAUCUGGCCGAGGUCUGCAACCGUCAUUACCCCACGGUGCCGCGGAUCAUCCUGUGGCUGAUGGUGGAGCUGGCCAUCAUCGGCUCUGACAUGCAGGAGGUCAUCGGCAGUGCCAUCGCCCUCAAUCUGCUGUCGGUCGGCAGGAUUCCUCUGUGGGCUGGAGUGUUGAUUACCAUCAUUGACACUUUCGUCUUCCUGUUCUUGGACAAGUACGGUCUGAGGAAGCUGGAGGCGUUCUUUGGGUUCCUCAUCACCAUCAUGGCCCUCAGCUUUGGUUACGAGUAUGUGCGUGUGGCUCCAAACCAGGGCGAGGUGCUGAAGGGCAUGUUUGUGCCGUACUGCAGCGGCUGUGGACCCACGCAGCUGGAGCAGGCCGUCGGGGUCGUGGGAGCUGUCAUAAUGCCUCAUAACAUCUACCUGCACUCUGCUCUCGUGAAGUCACGAGACAUAAAUCGAGAAAACAAGAAGGAGGUGAAGGAGGCCAACAAGUACUACUUCAUCGAGUCCUCCAUCGCUCUCUUCGUCUCGUUCCUCAUCAAUGUGUUUGUGGUGGCCGUCUUCGCAGAGGCCUUCUAUGGCAGGACCAACAUGGAAGUGAGUCUGCAGUGUAAUGAAACAGGAAGUGCUCACAGUGAGCUUUUCCCAGCCAACAAUGAAACACUGGAGGUCGACAUCUACAAAGGGGGUGUGGUUCUGGGCUGUUUCUUCGGCCCGGCUGCGCUGUAUAUUUGGGCCAUCGGGAUCCUCGCCGCUGGACAGAGUUCAACGAUGACCGGAACCUACUCGGGUCAGUUUGUGAUGGAGGGCUUCCUGAACCUGCGCUGGUCCCGCUUCGCUCGCGUGCUGCUGACGCGCUCCAUCGCCAUCUUCCCCACGCUCCUGGUGGCCGUCUUCCAGGACGUGCAGCAUCUCACCGGCAUGAACGACUUCCUGAACGUGCUGCAGAGCAUGCAGCUGCCGUUCGCUCUGAUCCCCAUCCUGACCUUCACCAGCCUGACCUCACUGAUGAACGACUUCGCCAACGGACUCGUGUGGAAGAUCGGCGGGGGUCUGGUCAUCCUGGUGGUGUGCGCCAUCAACAUGUACUUUGUGGUGGUGUAUGUGACGGCCCUCAACAGCAUCGUCCUCUACGUCUUCUCUGCCCUCCUCUCCAUCGCAUAUCUCAGCUUCGUCAGCUACCUGGUGUGGCGCUGUCUGAUCGCUCUGGGCGUCUCUCGUCUGGAUUUCAGAGGUUCGGUUCAGUAUCCGCCGGCCGUUCUCAUGGAUGAACAGCCAGAGUUUGAUUCCUGAAGCAGUAUGAACAUUUGUUCUUCCAAUGUGAGGAACGUCCUUACUGUAACCAGCAGUACAAUCCAAAUAUUACUCUUUCUUGGUUUUCCUGCAUCAGUUCCUGAACUCUGGCUCUGCCACAUUGUACAGAUCUACUAUUGUAGGUCUGGCAGAACCCAGAGAUCUACUGUGCUCCUUAGAUAACUUAUUUACUACAACAGCUGCAUGUGUACAAUCAGUGUAAAGUCAAGAUCAUUUAACAGCACAAAUUAAACCUAGUUAAUAACUCAUUUGUUGAUGAACGGCAGACUAGAUGGUUUGAACCGUUAUUUAUAGUUUCUCAAAGGCUGUUUUUCUUACCAUGAAUAAGCCGAUUAAGUGUUUUUACGACCUGCAGGAAUAUUAGCCUGCUUUCACCCUAAAACACACGUGUGUUAAUGCCUGAAUGAAAGAAAAAUUAGUAUUUAUUUUAUUGAUGGCAUUGAAUGCAGGAAGCAUGAGAUGCCCGUUGUGCACACUAACAAGUGCUCUGCUAACACACAGACGAUUGACCCACCAACCAUUCUGGUCAAAAAUUGAUGGAAAUGACCUCAUUUAUGACAAUAAAGCAUUUAUCAUCAUUUUCAUUAUUUUUUUUUAUUUUUAUUUUUUCCAUUUCAAAGAUUAUCUUAUCAUUGGCUGUUUCUUUAGGUGCAUCACUAUUUCAAACUUGUUUGCUGAACAGAUUUGUUGUCAUUUAACUGUACUAACAAGAGUUUCUGAACAAAAUAAAAAGCAUUACAGUUUAUGCAGCUGUAAAAAAAAAAAAAAAAAAACGAAAUCACAAAAGUGCCUUUAAAUUCCUCAUUGUAUUGUCUGGUGUGAUGUCUUCAUUAGGAGACGUGACUGUCAUCGAAAGUUUCCCUUCGUGCCAGAUUAUUUAAUUGAAAAGAUAUUGAUUUACUGUUUCUCCGUUUUUGUGUAAGUGUAGAUGUUAUGUUGGUGUGAGGCAGAUACUUGUCUUCUGCUGUUCUGCUGUAUGUUUGAAACACAUUCCAUGCUGUCAGUAAUUCAGCUGAGAGAGAGAACGCCUGAGAUGUAUUUGUUUUAAGACAUGAAUCUUAUGAAAGCUGAUGAACUUGAGUCUGUACACACUGUACAUGUGUAGCUGACAAAUAAAUAAAAGCCCAAAAUGUAAUCUUCA